Messenger RNA from Hypomesus transpacificus, 1398 nucleotides. It is a transcript of the gene cbx8a, whose product is annotated as chromobox homolog 8a (Pc class homolog, Drosophila). Bases 16 to 1188 code for a protein of 390 amino acids. The transcript is spliced from 5 exons. The record is from RefSeq and is a predicted model, not a curated record. NCBI's taxonomy places the organism in Eukaryota, Metazoa, Chordata, Actinopteri, Osmeriformes, Osmeridae.
GUUGGUCUGCGUAUUAUGGGAUGUGUGGAAUUAAACAGCGAGAGCAGUGGAAAGAAAAAAAUAUAUAUAAACGACAUUGAAGUAAACAUGGAGCUGUCGGCUGUUGGGGAGAGAGUCUUCGCUGCCGAGUCCAUCAUUAAACGACGUAUACGACGGGGACGAUUGGAAUAUCUUGUGAAAUGGAAGGGCUGGUCUCAGAAGUAUAGCACCUGGGAACCCGAGGAAAACAUUCUCGAUGCAAGGCUCUUCGCAGCAUUCGAAGAGAGGGAACGCGAGAGGGAAUUAUUUGGGCCGAAGAAGAGAGGGCCCAAACCUGAAACAUUUCUGCUGAAGGCCAAAGCUAAAGCAAGAGUAAAGACAUAUGAAUUCCGGAGAGAAAUUCCAAGGGGUAUUCAAGUUUCAUACCCUGUCCCAGAGCCUGUCUUUACGCCAAGAGCUCGAGAGGGGUUAAGAGCCGUUGUCCCCACAAUAUUUCCUCCAAGCACUGUCAACAGAGGGGAGAGUGUGCGUGUAAGACCCUCGGGGCCUGAGAGAAGGCCUCGACUUGCCUCUCAAUCCUCAUUCGGGGUGGAGGAAUUUGUUAAUGUCCCCAAAAAAAGAGGGCCAAAGCCCAAAGUGGGCUUACAUUUUGACAUAAAUUCUGACAGCUCUUCAACCGUACCUGCAAAUAAGAGCAGGUUGGGGGAGGUGGAAGAAUAUGGUCUGUCGAAAACACCAAGGCAUUAUCCUCACGAGGAAGAAACUUCAAAUAAAAGCGCUAUGCAGCUAACACGAAAGUUUCAAGAAGACACAACCAUCACGCAAAAAGCAAGCAGUGCGCAAAGGCAAGUGGGGACAGCAUCCCACUCACGCAUGAACCGAGACAACGGACACCCCCUCAUGGCCGGACCUGAACAUCAAAGCCACAGGACUAACAACUGCCCAGGUGCCAUAUCUAUUCAACACCCCAAGUUGAAACACUUAUCUAAGAACUAUCGACACAACAGUGAUUCCAUAAAUCAAGAACAGUCCACCGUAGUUGCCAAAAUACCUGAAUCAAUUAAUGUUGACAAGCCCUCAGAGGUGUCUUGGACCCCAUGUCUGGGAAACUUAGAGAAGGUGGUGGUGACAGAUGUGACAACAAACCUUUUGACAGUCACCAUAAAAGAGAGCAGCACGGACCAAGGUUUUUUUAAGCCUAAAAGAUGAAGUCUGUUUACAUCAGUUUUUGAUAUAAGAUCAGAGAUGUAUAAUUGCAAGAACCUUUUGUUGGUUAUUAUGACUAUAUUUAACAUAUAAUUAUAAUUUGUUACUGCCUAGAGCUAUAGGCUUUCUGUAUAAGCUAUGUACAAUAAGUAUUUAAUGUUAAAUGUAUAUUGACCAAAUUAAACUACCCAGUCAUUUAAUUGACUAUAGGCC